UUCAUCCAACGAUAUCUACGCGUUUUUCCCAACAGACACCUUGUACUUUCUUUCAUCCCUGUUUCUUUCCCCUCUCUCACCUUCCGUUUACAACUACAAGUUUGAAAAUUUACCACUUCCCUCCCCCACCCUUCCCUUCCAUCCAUGGAGGCCUCAUCUUCUUCGCCUCCUCAGCAACCCCUCGAAUCCGGUGCCGUCGAUUCCAUUCCGAAUUCGACGGCCCAAGACCCUUCUUCUCCUUUGUCUACAGGUUCCAACGACGGCGAUGAUUUAAAGCCCAUGAACGUUGACAAAAAGAACAAGAAGAAGAGAAAGAAGAUAAAGAAGAAAAGGGUCUUUAAAUAUGGCUCUGAUCUGUUGCUGCCGUCGUCCUCGUCUUGUGGUUCUUCAUCGUUUUCUUCUUCUUCUUCCUUGCCGGCCACGCGCGUGGUGCUCAGACGCCGAAACCCUAAGGCCCUGCUCGUUACGGCGCGCCGUAGCGAGGGCAGUGUGGACGCCAUUGGUCUCCCUCUCGGAAUGUCGGUCGCAGCUGUCGUUGCUCUGGUUCUGGAAACGAAAGACACGGCAGGUGGAAGGAUGUCCGUCGACCAUAUUUCAGUGAUCUGCACUUCAGCUAUCAGAGAAUCUCUAGUCAAUCAGGUCUUUGGUGACAAAUUCGAUUGUUUUAUGAGAAACUUUGAAAAGUCAUUCGGGAGCACCUUGAGGACCCUUAGAUUGAUCAAUGAGUCACGCCUAAAAAAGGGAGGACCUCAUUUUAGCAACCUAAAUGUAGCAGGUUCUACUUCAGAUGUGAAUAAAGGAGGAUGCACAAGCAAUUCUGGUAUAGAAGAUUUUCAGUCAGAGACAGUCUCACAAACUUUUGUAACUCGGGAUCGAUUAAAUACCAUUGAAGAGAUGAGAGAGAAUAUGCUAACUGAUUCCAGUAAUCAGGAGCUUGUCCUGCAUGGGCAAAUAAACCAAGUAGCCUGUGUCUCUCCAAGUACAGACAGUCCUGCAAUUGGGCAGUCUAUGCUUACCACUAUUGAGAAAUCUAUCAAAGAGCAAACCCGUUCUAAUGACCUUAAGAUGUUGGAGCUUAGUCUUACAAUGGAAAGAAUGAAGUUGAAAGAGACACAACUUGCUCUUAACCUUGAUUCAAAUCAUCUAGAGAGGUCAAAACUGGUCAUGGGUAUAUCGAAGGCAUCUUUUAGAGCUGAAAAAUUCAAGAAUCAAUUAGAAGACAUGAGACACACUGAGCUGCUUAGAAAGUGCAUAGACUGUCUUGUUGCUGGUUUGCUUAUCAUGUCAGUCUCCCUGUUAUAUGGUGCUUAUGUAUUUUCAUACAAGAGGAUCACUGAAGCUACCGAAUCUUGCUCACCUUCACCCAUGGAGUCCAAGUCUUGGUGGAUCCCAAAGCCGAUGGCAUCUUUCAAUUCAGGGCUGCACAUCCUCAGAUGCCAGGUUCAAGUUGUGAGUCGAAUGCUGUUUGGUGUCUUAAUGAUUGUCACUAUUGCUUUUUUGCUUCUCCAGCGUUCGGCAACUUCGAAACAGAUCUUGCCAGUUACUUUCAUGCUCUUGCUGUUAGGAGUUGCCUGUGGUUUAGCUGGCAAGCUUUGUGUAGACACGCUGGGAGGGAGUGGAUAUAACUGGCUCUUAUAUUGGGAGACACUUUGCUUGCUGCAUUUCAUUUCUAAUGUAUGGACAUCAGUUUUGUUCCUUAUCCUCCAUGGACCUGUCAAUGUGUCUCAAGGGACAGAAGGCAAGGCAAUAUUCCCCUACUGGAUCCGCCAAUUUCUGUUCUAUGGUAUCUUGCUCAUAUUUCUGCCACUAUUCUGUGGCCUCAUGCCUUUUGCAAGCCUUGGUGAAUGGAAAGAUCACUUUUCCUUGCUGGUCAGAGAUUCGUUGUUUACCAGUGAUUGAAAGUUAUAGUUUGGUCUGAAGUUUUCAAUGUAUACGAUAAUAUCCGUUUUUUCUGGUUAGAUCUAAAGUUAACUCUUUGUCGGGUGUCCAGUCGUCCUCAUAAUCGGUGAUUGGUUGGGUCUUGAGGCUUAUCCGAGAAUGUAAUUUGGUAGCUAGGCUCUCUGUUGUGUUGUUGUCUUGUUGGGUUGGAUGCAGUUAGCCUCCUUCGGAUAGGUUUUUGGGGAAGUUUGGUCAGUCACUUGCCUUGUAUUUUUGUACUAUCGGUUAAUUUAUUCUUAUACAUCCAAAAAUGAAAAAGAAGCUAUGGUUUGGAGCACCAAUAAGAGCUUUCAAAUUCUGCAUGAAUGUUACUUUUGACCUUUGAGCAGCAGAGUAACUUGUUGGUCCUCUACUGUCUGUCAAAUGUGCCUAUGUUGUAUUUGGCCCAGAUAACUGUUCUGGCAGGUAUGCUACAAGAGCCUUCUCUUUGAUUUCAUCUCGGAUCUAGUGAAGUGAAGGGCUUUCUGCUGUAUAGCCGGGGAUUUUUUUUUUUUUGACAGCCGGGUUUAUUUAUUCAUGUAUCAGUUAUUAUAAGAGCCUUUUUCUUCCUUUUUUUUUUUGGUAUUUUGGGUGAAGUGAAGUGAAGGGCUCUCUUGCUGAAAGAGCUCAUGGAUUGUACUUGAUGUUGUAUUGUAAUGUCAAGCUGAUGUAUUUUAGCUGAGUAAGCUUUACUUGUUUGAACUAUAA
Molecule: messenger RNA, 2625 nt
Organism: Corylus avellana
Lineage: Eukaryota; Viridiplantae; Streptophyta; Magnoliopsida; Fagales; Betulaceae
Gene: CPR5
Product: CPR5 protein
Biological process (GO): trichome morphogenesis; defense response; leaf senescence
Source: RefSeq, a predicted model, not a curated record